CAUCUUGGCUGAAUCCUGCGCCUGCGCAGUCCUGCGUGUCUGACCUUCAGUGCGGUAAUCAUGUUCGCGAGGACCAGCGCGUUGGUUUUCUCCCCACAAUGUGGGCAGGUCAGGAACAUGGCUACCCUGAAGGACAUCACCAUUCGGUUGAAGUCCAUCAAAAACAUCCAGAAAAUCACCAAGUCCAUGAAAAUGGUGGCCGCUGCCAAGUACGCUCGUGCUGAAAAGAGCCUGAAGCCAGCCAGAGUCUACGGCACGAGCGCUCUGGGUGAGUUCACCUCUCCUCCGUCACUUCCUGUCGAUGAUUUAAAUUUUGUAACG
Molecule: messenger RNA, 321 nt
Organism: Plectropomus leopardus (leopard coralgrouper)
Lineage: Eukaryota; Metazoa; Chordata; Actinopteri; Perciformes; Serranidae
Source: RefSeq, a predicted model, not a curated record